Molecule: messenger RNA, 1752 nt
Organism: Salvia miltiorrhiza (redroot sage)
Lineage: Eukaryota; Viridiplantae; Streptophyta; Magnoliopsida; Lamiales; Lamiaceae
Product: myosin-7-like
Exons: 9
Coding region: 643-918 (91 amino acids)
Source: RefSeq, a predicted model, not a curated record
CUCCCUCGCUGCCACCUCCCACGCGCUGCUCCACCGCUUCCUCCUCCGCACGGCGCCCUCCCCUGCCAAGCCUUCCACCCAUCUCUGUUAAGAUCCCCCGCUGCUGCCCACCUUCCCGGCUUCCCCACGCCAUUCUCUCCCGCCGACUGGUCCCAACGCCGCCCUCUCCCGUCAAACCGGCAUUGGAAAAGUAACAGGUUCAGGAAAAGUGAUGGGAAAUUUCACCGGAAUAAGCGUCGGCAUAGUCGUUGGAACUCAAACGAUCGACGAAACAUAGAAAAUUUGCAGAAGCUUCCAAGCUCUCGACACCAUAACUUUCGCCUAUUCCUGCUCCUUAAUUCUUCAUCGAGAUUCAGGGAUACCGGCAGCAGGAGCUUCUGGGAUAGUUCUGGUUGUUGGCAUCACAUUUGCUGCAUUUUCUAUUAGUGGAAAGAGUACUUUAAGUGGGAGUAUGUGGCAGAAGACCGUGAAGCUAACAAGGAUGUGUCCGAACUUGAUCCCAGCCAUGUGACCGAGCUAAGAUGCUAGGCCUCUAUUGAGGCUGUGGCGAAUCCUGAAUGGUUGGUUCAGAGUUUAGUGAGUUCUCUGGAAAAGAAAGUAGAUGAAGGAGAGAAGAAGUAUGAAGAGUCGAACAAGCUAGCUAUGGAGGCAGAGACAGAGAUAAUUAAGCUGAAGACCGAAAUGCAGAGGCUUGAAGAGAAAAUUUCUGACAUGGAGACAGCAGAUCAGGUUCUCCGUCGACAGGCUUUAAUGAAUAAUCCUUCAGGGAAACUAUCUGGGCAGUUACCUUCAACUACUCAUGAAGGGGAGAAUGGUCAUCAAGAACUUUUGAGUGCAGCACCAAGUAAAAGAUUUGGUACUGAAUCAGAUAGCGCAUUGAGGAAAUCUACCAUUGAAAGGCAACGUGGAAAAGCUUAACUCCAUGAAUUUGAUGCUUUAUAUGGCACCGAUUGCUGUUGUAGUUUGGCUGUGUUUGUAAUGGAACCUGAUAUAUUUAACUUAGUUGUCGCACUUGGAAAGGAACAUAAAUUCAUGUGGAUUCUUCUUUUCGUUAAUUCAACAGUGGAUUAUGAAGCGAACUUGUGCAAUUUCCUAGUGACUAAGCAUACAAGUGCUCUAACACUCCAGGUUCGUCUCCCUCGACCAAAUUGUGUGUAGGGUAGAUAGUAUGUAAUAUGUUUAUCUCAGGGGCAUUUACUUUUUAGUAUUAAGAAUAUAGUAUAUGAUUGUGUAUUUGAAAGAUAAUACGAGUGAUGUGAUAACAUUAGACCAGUUUAAUAAAAAUUGCCAACUUAUAUGGAACUCACAUCACUGUCAUAUUUGCUUAUUCCUACUGAGUUCUUGCAUCAAUUUUGGGUACUUUUAGUGUUUAGUAAUAUUUCCUAAAAAAUGUGAAAUGGAGAAGUUUUUAGUGCUUAGUAACUUGAUAGGUUUUGUCCAUUUUACCAAUCACUUUGAUAUGCUUUUUAAGUGUUUAUCAUGAUGCUCUAUAUUGUGAUUCUUGGUUGGCUCUUUGUAUGAUUUUGUGGCAGGUUUGUGGUGGAUUAAAUGAGUUGUACGUUGAGCUGAAGAGACUUGUGAAUUCACAAGAAAAGUUGUACCAUAUGGCUAGCUAGUUGCAUAUUUAAUAUGUUUAGUAUUUUUGUAAGGCAUAAUAGUAUAGAUAGAACAGUUGUUGAAUUUUGACUAUAUUCAAAUCUUGUAUGAAUUCUUUUUUAUGAUAAUAAUAUAAAAUUAAAUAUUUUGGAUGAU